CAAUUGUUCUUGGAAUAGAGUGAUCGAAGUGAUCGAAGAAUAAGGCCCUCUUGAUCAGUCUAUUGUUGAGAUCCUAUUGAGAAAUAUGGGCAUGGCAAAGCUAAAGAUAGCAGGGGCAUGGAGUGGGGUACUGGAGGUCGAACCGGAGGAGUGGACGGUGGCUAUGCUGAGGGAAGAGGUUGUCAGGCGAUCGGGCUGCGUUCCGCCGGAGUCCGUAAACCUCAUCUCCGCCGGGAAAUUGCUGAAAGACGGUGACGGGUCUGAGAAACUCAGCCAAUUUGGCAUAAAAUAUAACGCCAAGAUUUUGGCCUCUAAGGUUUCUCUCGACAAGGGCAAGUCGUUUAAGGAGGAAUCCUUGGCCGAGGAGGAACGCUCUUCAAGGCUUUCCAGGCUAAAGGCGGCUGCAACUGCAUUGUCUAAGAGACAUGCAGAAGGCACAUUGCCUGUUGAAGACUUCAACUUAGAACUUGAAAACCAGAGCGGAGAAAAAGUGCAGCUUGGAUCUGAUACUGAUCAGCGAGCUAUAAUGAUGGGCCUCAUGCUUCAUGCAAAUGGCAAAGCACUUAUCAGAAAGCAACAGUUUAAAGAAGCACUUGAGGUUCUAACAAUGGGAGAGGAGGCCUUCUCUCUUUGCAAUCCCAAAGUUAUUGAGUUGGUUGACAAUGUAGCCAUUCUACAAAUAGACUUGGUGUGGUGUUACUUCAUGCUCAAAGACAUGAGUUGGCUCUCAGAUGCAGGCGCCCGUCUUGCAAAAGCCAGGGAAGGCCUUGAGCGUGCUCAUGGUAAGGAAGCUAGUCGUGUUAGACUUCUUCAAGGUGGACGCUAUCUGGAGGUUGCCUUGGAGCAAAGGCUCUACGGAAUGACUGCUCUAAAAAAACCUGUUAAUCUCCACUAUCUAAAUGAAUUGGUUUUGGUCGGGUUUGAGAAGGGGCUUGCUGUAGAAGCCCUCCGUAGAAAUGAAAAUGACAUGCAGAAGGCUCUGGAUGACCUCACUAAUCCACAAACCAAUUCUGCUAUUCAGCAACACAUUGAGUCAAACAAAAAGAAAAGGUUGCGUAAUGCACAGAAUGCUGCAAUUGAACAGAUUGCUGCUAUGGGUUUCCCAAGAGAAUCAGUGAUCGCAGCUGUUCGCACUUUUGGGACACGGCAAACAGCUUUGAAUAACCUUCUAGGCCAAUCUUCUUCGUCCAUUACCUGCAAUCUUGCGCCAGUUGGCAACGAAGGCAGCUUGGGGCAAGAUGGUAAUUUCCCAAACAACGAUGGCGAACAGGCACCUGGUAGGAAUGACGAUUUAGAGGAAGACGCUUUUGGAGAUCAAAGUGAGACUGGAUUAGUUCAGGAGGAGACCCGUGACGUUGAAAUGGAGAGGGAGCUUACUGAGGAAUUGCUGAAAGGAGACGCCUACUCUGACUAUGACCUUGAGCUUACCAAAGAAGGCGAAGCGAUCGCCCAAUAUCUGACUCUUUUAACAUCUUCUUCCUAAAUCUUUUGUACCAAUCUGCUUGUAAAUUUCUCUUCGAUCACGAACUGCUGGAAUAUGUUUCUGUUUGAAUGAGUAUCUGCCUGUUCCAUAUUUCUUGGUUUCAGUUUUCUACUUUUAUAGUUCGUUUUUGAAGAGCUCGCAAAAUCAUGACAGUGGUGCAGGUUCAGAUUAUAAUAGACCCCUUCGAGUGCCAAAAUUAGGUGCCAAGAAAUCUUCAAAGCUGACUUUUCUUGUAUAACUGUAUAAUACUCAUUUACGAGUAAUACAAUACUCAUUUUGCACAUUAUAAGAAUGUGUGUAUGCACGUUUUAGGAUUACACAAUGCUCAUCAUAAAUAUACAAAAAAAAAUACUCUGUACAUUU
Messenger RNA from Cuscuta campestris, 1846 nucleotides. The record is from the annotation of a GenBank genome assembly. Lineage: Eukaryota; Viridiplantae; Streptophyta; Magnoliopsida; Solanales; Convolvulaceae.